Messenger RNA from Acytostelium subglobosum LB1, 1854 nucleotides. RefSeq lists its product as hypothetical. Lineage: Eukaryota; Evosea; Eumycetozoa; Acytosteliales; Acytosteliaceae. The record is from RefSeq and is a predicted model, not a curated record. The transcript has 4 exons. Gene Ontology annotation, molecular function: protein binding. The annotation marks the transcript as partial.
ACCGAAAGAGAGAGAGAGAGAGAGAGAGACAAGACAAUGAACAACGCAUUCUCAAAUGCAAAAGGAUUGUACUUUGGUGAUCCUUUGGUAGAUGAUAUAAAGUCAAAGCAACAGGAUAAUGAACAUGAUCUGGUGUUGUUGGAGGCGAGGUUGGCAGACGUCGAACAUGAGAUGUCGGUGAUGCUAUCUCUCAAACAAGAGUUGGUUGACAAUAUACAGCGCGUGAAGAAGGACAAGUAUGCACUGGACCAGCGCAUGGUGCAUUGCAAGCACUCGGUGCUGCUCAAGUGGAAGCACCUGGCCGCCAAGUUUGGCUUCUCCGAGUCGGAGGCGCCGUCGAUCAUCUCACUGCUGCCCACCGAGGUCAUGCUCAACAUCUUUGGCUUCCUCUCAUUCCAGGACAUCAGCUUCUCGGUCUCGCGCGUCAGCAAGCUGUGGCAUCGUCUGUCAAUGUCCGACGUCAUCUGGAAGUAUCUGUUCCAGUGCAAGUGGAACACAUUGGACGUGCAUCAUCAGAACGAGUCCAAGCCGCUCAAGGUCAUUGCGUCGUCGUUCUGGUCCAGUCCCAUCCUGCCGCCGUCGCAGCCUCCCAACGCGGAGAUACUGCCAUCGACCAUCUUCUCGACGCAACAGCCACACACGACCAAUCCUCAAUACUCCUCAUCGUCAUUCAGUUCAUUCACAAACAAUGUUAACAAUAGCAUCAACAACAACAACAACAUCAAUGUGGACGUCAACAACAACAACAACAACAACAACAACAUUGUUGAUGCCAACAACAACAAUAACAGUAACAAUCAUAAGCGCGUUAGGAUAGAUUGGCGCGAGCUCUAUCUCAAACGUUUGAAGAUCGAGCAUAACUGGUGGACGAGCAACUGUCGCUCCAAGAAGUUCCCCGGCCACUCGGACUGGACGACGUGCAUGCAGUUCGAUGCCAAGAUCCUCGUGACGGGCUCGUGGGACUCGUCGCUCAAGCUCUGGAACAUCGACACGGGUGACUGCGUCGUGCUGUCCAGUCCGCAGAUGGGUGGCCACCAGGCUGGCAUCACCUGCAUCCAGUUCAAGGGCAACAGACUCAUCAGUGGCAGCUCCGAUGCAACACUGCGCAUCUGGGACCUGUCCACAGGUGACUGUCUGCAUGUUCUGCGCGGACAUACCGAGGGUGUCAGCUGUCUGACCAUCAUCGACGACAACACCGUGGCCAGUGGUUCAUUGGACAACACCAUCAAUCUCUGGUCCAUUGAGACUGGCAAGCUAUUACAUUCAUUCUCUACUCAUGUCACAGGCAUCACUUGUUUGUAUUACAAGAACAACUUGCUCAUUAGUGGAACGAUGGGUGGAGUGCUCAACGUGAUUGACUUGCCAUCACGCAUCGUGGUGCAGACGCUACAUGGACACAGCGAUCGUGUCACUUCUAUACAGUGGUGGGACAAUCCCAACGGCGAGUCACACAUCGUAAGCUCGUCGUGGGACUAUACACUGCGCGUCUGGAACAUCCAGACAGGCCGCGCCAUCCACGUGCUCUCGGGCCACACAUUCCGAGUGCGUUGUACAUAUAUCCGUGGCAACAUCCUUGUGUCGGGCUCGUGGGACACUACAGUGCGUGUCUGGGACCUGCUCACAGGCAAGUGCAUCCACACACUGAUUGGACAUAGCUUCAAUGUUUGGGGCGUCCAGUUUGAAGGCAAGCGAUUGGUCACUGCUGGAUGGGAUCGCAAGGUCAAGGUCUGGGACAUUGAGACUGGCAAGCUACUCUACACCCUGGAGGGCCACACCGAAUCAAUCAUAUGUCUCCAAUUCAAAGGUAGCAAGCUAGUCACUGCUGCCAAAGAGAUAAUAGUCUGGGACUUUGAU